This is a messenger RNA of Lepisosteus oculatus (spotted gar), 1269 nucleotides long. RefSeq lists its product as uncharacterized. Gene Ontology annotation, biological process: response to bacterium. Lineage: Eukaryota; Metazoa; Chordata; Actinopteri; Semionotiformes; Lepisosteidae. The record is from RefSeq and is a predicted model, not a curated record.
AUGACCAGACUUUGGGUAAGACUCAUCAUUUUCAUCAGUACCAGUACAGGUGUCAUUCCUGAGAAUGUGGUUAAUCAGCCUCAUCUCUCAGUGACAGCGGGACUUGGAGGCUCUGUCUCUCUGGAGUGUUUUAUUUUCACAGAAGAAACCCUCAUAAACUGGGUUUGGUUCAAACAGGUCCUGGGUCACCCUCCCAGAUAUUUCCUGACUUCAUUUGGGAAGUCAGAUAAAGCCACUUUCUACAGUGAAUUUGAAGACACGACCCGUUUCACAAUGAAGAAAAUGUACAGCCAAUUCACCCUGACAAUUUCCCAGGUGCAGCUCUCAGACGUGGCCACUUAUUACUGUGGAUUCCAGAGUUACACUGAUGUGCAGUUUGGGAAUGGAACCACACUCUUGCUGACAGGCAGUGAGUCCAGGAACAGUGUGUGUGAGGCAAGCUGUGUGUCCCAGCACUCAGGGGAGCAGCUGUGUCUCCACUGUGUCUCAGCUGGAGCUCCCUGCAGUACUUCUAGAAGAAUCUUAGGAUCUGCUAAUACAACUCACACUGCAGCCGUCUUUCAUGACCAGCUGUUUCAGCGUGUGACCGUGGCUCUGGGUGUGCUGAGCGCCGUGCUCCUCAGCGCACUCACGGUGCUGCUCUGCAGAAAAACAUACAGCGGACACUGCCAGGUCUGCAAAGGAGUAAAUUCCGAAAACACCCUCCAGACAAAUCAUCACAUGAACAGUGAACAGCAGGGCAAGGACACGCUCCACUAUACAGGUUUAAAGUUCUCCCAGAGCAGAAACAUCCCCAGAGAGAAGACGAGAGGGAGGCAGGAGAGGACAGCUGAGAUGCUGCAAUGUGUGUACUCUGUGGCGAGACACUGAGGCUCUCUGGCAAGAGACUGUACAUUUACCCCGGCAGAGCUCUGAUCUAAAAUGUAGUAUAUUCACCCUCAGACCCCCACACAGGCUGGGAUAUUAGCCCAGCUGUUAGCCUAAGUUAGCCUAUUAUUUUUAUUUACAUCAUGUUUCUCAUUCGCUCAUACAGAUACUAACUAGCAAAAGGAGCAUAUGACUUUGACUUGAAAUUCAGUGUAAAUAAAUUUCAGACAUUUUAUUUAGGAAUGGAGAACAUACAUUAAAUGUGACCAUGAAGCUGUUAAACCUGUAAAGGCAUCUUAGAAAAGGGACAGAAAUGUUUAUAUUGCCUCAUCCAAGUUCUCGUCUAGUUCUCAUUUAAUUUAGGAAAGCAACAAAGAUGAUCUUGGUAAUGCUGUUUAUUGA